Chiroxiphia lanceolata (lance-tailed manakin) is the source of this 1752-nucleotide messenger RNA. It is a transcript of the gene RAB40C, whose product is annotated as RAB40C, member RAS oncogene family. The record is from RefSeq and is a predicted model, not a curated record. Gene Ontology annotation, cellular component: synaptic vesicle; endosome; plasma membrane. Gene Ontology annotation, molecular function: GTP binding; GTPase activity. Gene Ontology annotation, biological process: intracellular signal transduction; protein localization to plasma membrane. NCBI's taxonomy places the organism in Eukaryota, Metazoa, Chordata, Aves, Passeriformes, Pipridae.
UUCUCCUCCUCCUCCGCCGCAGGUCCCAGCGCGGCCCCGGCGGAAGAUGCGCGGCCGGCGGUGAGCGGCGCGGGGCAGAGGCCGCAGCCGAGGCCGGCGGGCGGAGGAUGCGGGCCGGGCCGCGCCGGCCCUGAGAGGCAGGAUGGGCACCCAGGGCAGCCCCGUGAAGAGCUACGAUUACCUGCUCAAGUUCCUGCUCGUGGGCGACAGCGACGUGGGCAAGGGCGAGAUCCUGGAGAGUCUGCAGGACGGCGCCUCCGAGUCCCCGUACGCCUACAGCAACGGAAUUGACUACAAGACCACUACUAUCCUGUUGGAUGGCAGAAGGGUCAAGCUGGAACUCUGGGACACUUCAGGGCAAGGGAUUUGCACCAUUUUCAGAUCCUACUCCAGAGGAGCCCAGGGAAUUCUCUUGGUGUAUGACAAUAAUCGCUGGUCCUUUGAUGGGAUAGACCGAUGGAUAAAGGAAAUAGAUGAGCACGCCCCAGGUGUCCCUCGGAUCCUGGUGGGGAACAGGCUCCACCUGGCCUUCAAGCGGCAGGUGCCGACGGAGCAGGCGCGGGCCUACGCCGAGAAGAACUGCAUGACCUUCUUUGAGGUGAGCCCCCUGUGCAACUUCAACGUCAUCGAGUCCUUCACGGAGCUGUCCCGCAUCGUCCUCAUGCGGCACGGCAUGGAGAAGAUUUGGAGACCCAACCGAGUGUUCAGCUUGCAGGACCUGUGCUGCCGAGCCAUUGUGUCCUGCACCCCAGUCCACCUCAUCGACAAGCUGCCCUUGCCUGUCACCAUCAAGAGCCACCUGAAGUCCUUCUCCAUGGCCAACGGGAUGAACGCAGUGAUGAUGCACGGCCGGUCGUAUUCCUUGGCCAGCAGUGGGGGCGGGAGCAGCAGCAAAGGGAACAGCUUGAAGAGAUCCAAAUCCAUCCGGCCGCCCCAGAGCCCCCCACAGAACUGCUCACGCAACAACUGCAAGAUCUCUUAGCAGGAUGGGCACCGGGAGCUUCUGUCGGAUCCGCACCCACCCACCGAUGUACAGCUGUUUGCACACCCAGCCCUUCCCACUGGAUCCUUUCGGAUGGUUGCUUUUCCAAUGGCACGCACAAGCGUUAGGAAUGUGCUCACGUUUGGCUUGGCAUAGGAAGAAGCGUGGUGCUGGCUGGAUCCCGCAGCGCUGCCGGAGAGAGGAUCUGCCAAGUGACCCUCCAAGAAUGCUUUGGGCUUUGCCUCUCGGCCUGGGGUGGAAAAUUCAGCAGCUGCCGGGCUGGGGAGGGGGGAAGGGGAAAAAAAGCUCAUCAAGUCUCAAUGGAGCAAUGGAUUUAAUGGAAGAUUGAGAGGCUUAAGGGAGUAGGCAAGGAGAGUCUGUGCUGCAACUUUAACUCUUGGCCUCCUGAACAGAUUGCUGGUGCAAUAGUGAUCCUUGGAUGUAGACAAAAAGAAACAGGGACAGGGGAAUAAUGACAGUUUUCACCGGGAUGUUCACCUGCUGUUGCCAAAAAAAACCAGAAAACAAGGCAAGAGUUGGCCAAUUGGAAAGGGGAAGGCAGCGCUCGCUGCCUUCGCUUAUUUAUGUAAAUAUUAUACAUAUAUAUAUAUCACUUGUUUUUUAAGGGUUUUUUUAAGAAGCUGUCAGGGAAAAUUUUAUGCAGCCAUGUAAAUACAAGCACUGGAUGGACUUUCCCAGUGUCAGCAAAGGGGAGAAGUGGAGGAUUUUCUGAUGAAAACACAUAAAUGCUUUAAGAGACUUUCCCUCAC